UGUGAACUAGAUGUCGCCGCCUACGCCACUUCCACCAUCAACCGCGACGUAUGAGACCCAAACCACUGGUUGGAUUGAAAGACUGGGUUUGAUAUCACUCCUCUUCUGCUGAUGUGAGUUAAAAGAGAAUAUCUAUCCGUGUUCAACGCCAAUUCAUUUGGCCCUAGGCUUCUGAAACAGCAGCUGCAGUUCACUUCUCCCUCCAAGUGUGAAACUCGAAUAUUUUCUGAUAUCCAACUACUGUUUGGCUGCUAUCGGGUUGCUGCCGAACUAAACUUCUAGCCUCUUCCAGCGGGGUAAAAAAAUUGCUUCUAUUAAUUAGUCUUCUCCUUCCCGCUGUCGUCUCAUCGGGUGUCUAGAAGGAGACGAGAAGAGGAGGGAAGGGAAGAGGAAAAGGGGACGAAAUAAGUCCCCUGGCUUCGCGUCCAGGUGAUCCCCUUCUGCCUCCCAGGUGCAUUUACGCUACAGUAACACCGCCAGAAUGUCCAACAAUCCCGCACCUCAAGGGCCACCCACCAUGAAAUCCUCACUACCUGCAAUCCAUGCAGCUUUCACCAAAGAAACCCCGCCCCCGCCCCCGCCCCCAAACACAAACCCCUCCCGCACAACUACCGCCGCCGCCACCUCCAGACCAAAAGCUGUGACCAAACAACGCAAACCAGCCCCUGAUCCCCGCCAUCUAGCCAUAGCCCUCCACCACGCCCACCAAAUACAAGCCCGCAAGGACACAGAGGCCCUAAUCCUCGCCCGCAUCGAGGAACUCCUCUCCUUCCCUAGUUCCCCCAUUGCCCAAGCCUCUUCCCCUCUUCCCGCAGACGUCCAAGCCUUUAAAGAAGCCCUCAUCCCAUUCCAGCCAUCGGACUACGACAAUCUAAUCCUGGAAAGGAACAUUGACGGCCGCUGCGGCUACGUACUCUGCGCCAAUGAACAUAGGAAGGAAGACCCUAGGGCGAAGUUCAGGAUUGUAUGGGGGAAGAAAGGGAGUGGGCCUGGCGGGCGCGGGAAGGAAAUGAAGGUUGUACCGAAGGAGCAGAUUGAGAAAUGGUGUUCAGACGAGUGUGCGGAGCGCGCCAUGUAUAUUCGUGUGCAGCUGAUUGACCAGCCGGCGUGGGAGAGGAGCUCUGUUGGGACGGGACAAGCGCAGGCGGAGCAGAUUUUACUACUGGAGGAAGGGAGGGCCAGGAAGGAGAGGAAUAGGAUGAAGGGGAAGGAGGGUGAAAUCGGGGGGGAGGUUGUGCAGGAAGAGCAGGUAAAGGGGGCGAGUGAUGUCGAAGAGGCUAUGCGCCGGCUGGUGAUUAGUGAUAAGAGCUUGGAACCUGAGGCGAUUGUGGAUGGGAUGGGGCAGUUGGCUGUUCGUGAUGAUCGGGAGGCUGGCCAGGCCGCGCUUGCUAUUGAAAGAGGAGAUAGCGCUACGAACCACCGCGGGUUGGCUGCAGGACGGGUUGGUGUGAAUAUCUUGGAGAAACAGCAGGGCACAAGCACUAAAGCAGCCAUGGUUCAACCUCCAUCGUUGCACGCGGAAGAUUUAUGUGGUGGCUCGAUUGAAGGCUUUGAGCCAACGAAGCAACUUGGUACCGCAAGGCAACAUGCGCCAAACGACGACGACGACGACGACGACGACGAAGAUGAUGAUAUCCUCCCUACUAUUUAACGUAUUUAAUGUUGUUUCGCGUUGAGGCGUGCGUCCAAAGGCGGUGCCAUAUCCGGCGUGCACUAUAACGGGUUCUGCAGGAGGGGAUAAAAGGAGUUUACCAAGGUUUUUUAUUCGAACAAUGAUAACAUCUACAUCCGCAAGUUUUUGAGUCAAGUAUAUAUCAAUCGAACUAGCAAUUGAUCUAGGACCUACCGUUUUUCGUCCAUUCCAAAAUAAAUAUUAUCUAUACCAUACCUCAAGAGCACUGAGGCAAUGGUGAGGCUAAAUUUUCAAGGAGCGUCACUCCAAGCAGCCUCGCCUCUUAAAAGGUGUUGAGGUAAACUUGAAAAAGCAAACAAAAGAACAAUUUUGGCAAUCAAGCAUCAUCCGUGAGGAAUCAGCGACACCUUGUCUUGAGAUAAAUACCCUUUAUAUUCUUGUCCGGUUUGUCGUGAGUUAACCUGCAAUAAAAAAA
This is a messenger RNA of Blastomyces dermatitidis ER-3, 2108 nucleotides long. RefSeq lists its product as uncharacterized. The transcript has a single exon. Gene Ontology annotation, cellular component: nucleus; cytoplasm. The coding region runs from base 482 to 1651 and encodes 389 amino acids. The record is from RefSeq and is a predicted model, not a curated record. Gene Ontology annotation, molecular function: RNA polymerase core enzyme binding; RNA polymerase II CTD heptapeptide repeat phosphatase activity. Lineage: Eukaryota; Fungi; Ascomycota; Eurotiomycetes; Onygenales; Ajellomycetaceae.